CUACUGCAGCAGUGCUGGUGCCGCCUCGGGAACAAUUUUUUCGUUUCGCACUUUUUUGCUUUCCAAUUUCAUCUCUCUCUCUCCGGUGCCAUUAUUUGGGAUUUUUGGCUAAAGGGAGAUGGACCCUCCGAGCUAGGACUAGGGUUUUAGGCCCUUGUUGGAGGGUUUCUCAUUUCUGAGCAGUAGUUUGUUGUGGACGAUCAGAACGCAACAGGCACUCUCCGUGCAUCCAUGGCAAGGGGGAAACUGAUUGUUAUUUGUCAGUCUGGCGGAAAAUUCACUCCCAAUAGCGAUGGUUCCUUGUCCUACUGUGGGGGAGAUGCUCAUGCAAUGAGUGUCAACACUGAAACCCGGUUCGGGGAGCUUAAGUCGGAAAUAGCUGAAAUGUGGAAGUAUGACUCCAAUUCAAUGGCUAUUAAGUACUUCCUUCCGAACAACAAACGCACUCUUAUCACAAUAUCCAGUGACAAGGACAUACAACGCAUGAUCGAUUUUCAUGAAGAUUCAGCAACUGUUGAUGUUUAUGUCAUGACAGGAGAUUUUGUAGUACAUGAAACCUCAAAUGUCUCUUGCAGCAGGUCCAGCAGAACAACGGUUGUUGAACCUGUUACAACUGUUGAAGCCCCAAUGAAUGCAGUUGAAGAUGGUGAAGAUGUUGGCCAACAGAAGCUUACAAGAUUGUGGGAGAACAGCAUCACUGGUUUGCACCAACAGUUUAAUAGUGUCAAUGAUUUCCGUGAUGCUUUACGCAAGUAUUCCAUUGCACAUGGUUUUGCCUACAUGUUUAAAAACAAUGACAGUAGACGUGUAAGUGCCAAAUGCAAAGCUGAGGGCUGUCCAUGGAGGGUUCAUGCAUCAAAAUUGUCUACAACACAGUUAUUCAGAAUUAAGAAGAUGAAUGCAACACAUACAUGUGGAGCAGGCACUGGCACAACUAAUCGUUCACAGGCUACAAAGAAAUUGGUGGCAAGUAUAGUAAAGGAUAAGCUGCGAGAUUCCCCAAAUUACAGGCCAAAGGAAAUUGCCAAUGACAUCCGACGAGAUUUUGGUAUUGAGCUGAGGUAUUCCCAGGUAUGGAGGGGGAUGGAGACUGCCAGGGAAGAACUUCAGGGUUCAUAUAAAGAAUCAUACAACCAAUUGCCUUGGUUGUGUGAUAAGAUGGUAGAGGCAAACCCCGGCAGUGUUGCAACUCUCAUCACUAGGGAUGACUUAAGCUUCCAUCGUCUAUUUGUAGCCUUGCAUGCUUCACUUUUUGGAUUUGAGCAUGGUUGUCGUCCCCUCCUUUUUCUUGACACCAUGACUUUAAAAUCAAGAUACCAAGGGGAGUUACUGACUGCCACUGCAGUGGAUGGAAAUGAGGGUAUCUUUCCUAUUGCUUUUGCCAUAGUAGAUAUUGUAAAUGAUGAUAAUUGGCAUUGGUUUUUGGUGCAAUUGAAGUCUGUAUUACCAACUUCACAACCGAUUACAUUUGUGGCAGAUAGACAGAAUGGAAUAAGAAUGUCAAUUUUGGAAAUAUUCAAUGAUUGUCACCAUGGUUAUUGUCUACAUCAUCUAACAGAGGAUUUGAAAAAGGACUUGAAGGGGCCUUUUACUCAAGAAGUUGUUCGUGUGAUUGUUGCUCAAUUUUAUGAUGCUGCCUAUGCGCCAACACUUGAGGGAUUUAAGAAGUGUACAGAGAGCAUAAAAAGCAUCUCCCCUGAAGCUUAUGAUUGGAUUGUGCAAAGUGAGCCCGAACACUGGGCAAAUGCAUUUUUUAGAGGUGCACGAUACAACCAUCUCACAUCUGACAUUGCAGAGUCAUUCUAUAGUUGGAUGUCAGAGCUACCAGGGUUACCUAUUGUCCAGAUGAUUGAUACCUUGCGCCGUAAGAUGAUGGAGCUGAUCUAUACGCGCCGGGUGGAUUCAGAUCAAUGGUCAACAAUAUUAACCCCAUCUUCGGAAGAUAAAUUAGAAAAAGAGAUUGCUAAAACCCGCUCCAUUGAGGUAUUAUUCUCACCAAGUAGCAGGUUUGAGGUCCGUGAUGAAACAGACGCAAUUAAUGUAGUCGAUAUCGAUCAUUGGGACUGUAGUUGCAGGGGAUGGCAGAUAAUUGGUUUACCGUGCGUGCAUGCUCUUGCAGUGUUUGAACGAACUGGUGGAAAUGUAUAUGAUUACUGUUCCAAAUAUUUCUUGACUGAGAUGUACCGAGUAGCUUAUUCCGAGUCCAUAAAUCCAGUUCCAACUGCAGAUAGGCCUGUUCACAGAGAAUCCUCUCCGGUGAGAGUACACCCCCCUUCUGUGCGUCGCCCAUCAGGUAGACCAAAGAAAAGGAGGAUUAGAUCAGAAGGAAUAGUUAAAAGGCCGCUCCAUUGCAGCAGGUGCAAGGGACAAGGGCAUAACAAAGCAACAUGUAGGGCACCUGAGUAGGUGCAUUACUUUUUAAUCACCAUGUAUAUCUGUAUUCUAACUGUAUUGAAUUAAACUCAGAAUAUGUCACUUAGGGAGGGGUGGAUUGGUUCGAAGGGAAGGAUUUUCUGCUAUGCGAUUACAGAAGCGCGUGCUUGCGCACACUCACACACAGAACAGAAGAAUAUUCAAAUCUGCUGUUAUUUCAACUAAGUCUGUGUGCAAAUGUUUUUGUACAAUAUUUGUUUUAUAUGUGAAAGAAUGUAAAUUAAACCCUAUUAAAUUUGGUUGGUUUCUA
Messenger RNA from Nelumbo nucifera (sacred lotus), 2683 nucleotides. RefSeq lists its product as uncharacterized. Gene Ontology annotation, molecular function: zinc ion binding; protein binding. The record is from RefSeq and is a predicted model, not a curated record. Lineage: Eukaryota; Viridiplantae; Streptophyta; Magnoliopsida; Proteales; Nelumbonaceae.